UCCUCGUUUUAUUCCCAUCAUCCCCUGCCGCGAGCCCUUCGCACCAGUCAAGAUGGCGGACAGACCAGUUCCUGUAGCUGAGAAGCGACUCAUGGAUGUGAAACUGGGCGAGCUGGGAAGCUGGCUUGGAGGUCGAGAUUUCACUCCCAAUGGAAUCAUUGCGUCCAUCCGCAGGGGCCAUGACAGAUAUUACAACAAGUACAUUAAUGUAAAGAAGGGUGGAAUCGGUGGUGUGGCUAUGCUUCUGGCUGGCUACGUGGCCCUAAGCUACCUGUGGGAAUACGACCACAUCAAACAUGACCGCUGGAGGAAGUACCACUGAUCCCCUUCAGCAGCCAUCAGGAGUUGAACAUGAAUCUCUUCGCUCCCCCUGCUCUUUGUAUUUUCAGCUCUCUGUGUUGAAUAUGUGACUGUUGUGACCAAUAAAAAAAUAUUAAGAUUUA
Messenger RNA from Sphaeramia orbicularis (orbiculate cardinalfish), 443 nucleotides. RefSeq names its product ATP synthase membrane subunit f (gene atp5mf). The transcript is spliced from 4 exons. NCBI's taxonomy places the organism in Eukaryota, Metazoa, Chordata, Actinopteri, Kurtiformes, Apogonidae. Gene Ontology annotation, molecular function: proton-transporting ATP synthase activity, rotational mechanism. The record is from RefSeq and is a predicted model, not a curated record. Gene Ontology annotation, biological process: proton motive force-driven mitochondrial ATP synthesis. Gene Ontology annotation, cellular component: proton-transporting ATP synthase complex. Bases 53 to 322 code for a protein of 89 amino acids.